CGGGUGUUGUGAGGGAACCUGUCUCCUCAUUGGCUGCCUUUGUGUCCCAUCCCACAGACCACGGGUCAGCUGAUGUUUGUCUCAGUGUGAGGGAGGGUAAAGUCUGAUCCCGCACUCACUGAGGCACACUUCACGGUCACCCUGCUCACAGGUGAAGCUCGGCCGCCGGUUGUAUCAGCAUGAAGCUGUUGGCUGCUCUCCCCGUCUGCUGGCUGUUGGUCCUGACCUCUGCGCUGGACACCCCCCAACCGUGCUUUUCCCCAGAUCUCUUCGAAGGAAUGAUGACAGUUUUUCACCCGCGCCAGUUUGUGGGAGAAUACGGAACGUUCUCAUACGAUGCUGUUAACAAGAGGUUGUACUCCAAUUUUACCGUCUUCAGAGGGGGAAAACAGUGGCAACAGGUGGACAUCCUGCUUUUCCAGAAGUCAGUGAUGUAUCAGUACUUCACCAACAACCCAGACCUGCCUGAAGUCCCCGCUCCGGGCUCCGUUCAGGAGAUUUGUGUUCCCAAAACGCCACCUUCCUCGCCCAGACCUACAUCGGAAUGGCCUCCAUUCCCAACCAAGGGCUGCUGACCUAUACCUGGGGUUGCAAUUCUGGACGGAGUCAACUAUAUCAUGAACUUCCUGGAUUACAAGUGCAUUCCGCAGUACCGGGCCUACUACAGCUCCGAGGGGUGGGUUCUCCGAAUCGAAGUUAGAACCACACCUGAAUUGAGGGGAUCAGCUUCUAUACUCAAGCGCUUGAAGUGGAUUUGAACACGCGACGUGUCACUUCUGUGCUCGGACCCUCCUGCGGCUGAUUGCUGGUUCCUGCUCCGUGUGUGCAGUGCGUUGCUGCUGGGAUGUACUGUGGCAUUGCCAGCCGUGUCUGCCGGCAGAGGGAGAAGCAGCUCGGGGUGGGCAGGCACGAUCAGGCCUUCAAAUUCCUUGGGCAGGACUUUGAGUCUCUCCGGGAUGACUGCCUCAGCCGAGGCAUUCUGUUUGAGGAUGAGUACUUCCCACCUGGCCCCUCUGUCAUUGGAUUCAAGGAACUUGGACCCAACUCUUCGAAAACGGCCGGAAUCAGGUGGAAGAGACCCAGGGAGAUCUGUUCCGACCCCCAGUUUAUCCUGGAUGGAGCGACUCGGACGGACGUCUGCCAGGGAUCCUUGGGUGACUGCUGGCUACUGGCGGCCAUUGCCUCCCUGACCCUGAACGAGAAGGUCCUCCACCGAGUGGUGCCUCGUGGUCAGAGCUUCCAACAACAGUACUGUGGGAUCUUCCACUUCCAGUUCUGGCAGUUCGGUGAGUGGGUGGACGUGGUGGUGGACGACCGUCUCCCGGUGCAGAAUGGGAAGCUGGUCUUCCUGCACUCGGACGCCCGCAAUGAGUUCUGGAGCGCACUGCUGGAGAAAGCCUACGCCAAGGUGAACGGCUGCUACGAGGCGCUGUCGGGAGGCAGCACCUCGGAGGGUUUCGAGGACUUCACAGGAGGAGUGACCGAGAUGUACGACCUGCGCAAGUCGCCCGCCGACCUGUUCGGAAUCAUCCAGAAGGCACUGGAGCGCGGAUCGCUGCUGGGCUGCUCCAUCGAUAUCACCAGUAUGUUCGACUUGGAGGCCGUGACCUUCAAGAAGCUGGUCAAAGGUCACGCCUACUCACUGACCGCAGCCAAAGAGGUGCGGUACCGUGGAGGUCUGGUGAAGUUGGUGCGAGUCCGCAAUCCGUGGGGGAACGUGGAGUGGACGGGAGCGUGGAGUGACAAUUCCAGUGAAUGGAACCACAUCGAUCCAGCCCAGUGCAGGGAGAUGCAGGUGAAGCUCGAAGACGGAGAGUUCUGGAUGUCUUUUGCGGACUUCCAGAGGGAGUUCAGCCGGUUGGAGAUCUGUAACCUGACGGCAGAUGCACUGGACUCCAGCAAGAUGCACAAGUGGAGCACCUCGCUGUACGAGGGGGCGUGGAGGCGGGGAAGCACGGCCGGAGGCUGUAGGAACUACCCAGCCACGUUCUGGACCAACCCCCAGUUCAAGAUCGAGCUGCAGGAGGCGGACGACGAGCAGGGGGGGCACGAGCCCACCUGCAGCUUCCUGGUGGCUCUGAUGCAGAAGGACAGGCGGAAGCUGCGCAAGGCGGGCCAGGACAUGGAGACCAUCGGCUUCGCCAUCUACGAGGUCCCUGACGAGUACGUCGGACAUUCCGCCGUGCACCUGAAGCGCGAUUUCUUCCUGACUCAUGGCUCGCGGGCCCGCUCCGAGCUCUUCAUCAACCUCCGCGAGGUCAGCAGUCGCUUCAAGCUGCCGCCGGGAGAGUACAUCAUUGUCCCGUCCACCUUCGAGCCCAACAAGGAGAGCGACUUCUGCCUCAGGGUUUUCUCAGAGAAGCAGGCCCACUCGGAGGAGCUGGAUGACAUAAUCAGUGCUGACCUACGGGAAGAGGAGGAAGUUCCCGAGCACCAAAUCGAUGAAAAGUUCAAGAGCCUCUUCCGACAGCUGGCUGGGGAGGACAUGCAGGUCACCGUGAAGGAGCUGCAGACCAUCCUCAACCGUGUGGUGAGCAAACACAAGGACCUGAAGACGUCUGGCUUCAGUCUGGAUUCCUGCCGCUGCAUGGUCAACCUCAUGGAUCGAGAUGGAAACGCGAAACUUGGGCUGACAGAGUUCAACGUCCUGUGGAACAAGAUCUGCAAGUGGCUGGUUACUUUCCGGCAGUUCGACCUGGAUAAAUCUGGGACAAUGAAUGCCUAUGAGAUGAGGUUGGCUCUGGAAUCGGCAGGCUUUAAGCUGAACAACCAGCUGCACAACCUGCUGAUCACCCGCUAUGCCGAGCCUGACCUCUCCAUCAACUUUGACAACUUCAUCUGCUGCAUCAUCCGGCUGGAGACCAUGUACCGGUCCUUUGUGAACUUGGAUACGGAUCGUGAUGGGACUGUGACCUUCAACGUGUAUCAGUGGCUCACGUUGACCAUGUUUGUCUGAGCAGCUUCCAGCAAGACCUCCCGCCAGCGCCCGCCCCCCUGCUCCUCACCUCCCAGUGCCUUCGCAAUAGAAAUGAAGGAUGCGGACCCGAGGCUCCCUGGUGUCCCACUCGGUCCUACCGCCCCAUACCUCCCCGCCAGCCUGCACACCUCGGAGCUGUGUCCGGUUCAGUAACCUCGAGUGCCACAGGACGCCAGUUUAUGAUGACGUACGUGGAAUCUUUUUUAAUUUCUGAAGGGCUGCCGAUCUUUUUAAGGACAAAUAAAUAUCUAAUCAGAGCAGAGGAA
This is a messenger RNA of Pristis pectinata (smalltooth sawfish), 3243 nucleotides long. RefSeq names its product calpain-1 catalytic subunit-like. NCBI's taxonomy places the organism in Eukaryota, Metazoa, Chordata, Chondrichthyes, Rhinopristiformes, Pristidae. Gene Ontology annotation, cellular component: cytoplasm. The record is from RefSeq and is a predicted model, not a curated record. Gene Ontology annotation, molecular function: calcium-dependent cysteine-type endopeptidase activity; calcium ion binding. Gene Ontology annotation, biological process: proteolysis. The transcript is spliced from 28 exons. The coding region runs from base 845 to 2956 and encodes 703 amino acids.